GGAAGCGAUGGAUGCGUUGAAUGCCAUCUGUUAUUCAUUUCACACUUACUUCACAUUUAUUUACAUUCAUAUCAUUAUAUGAUUGCCUGAACUCAAGACAUACCACUUGAAGACCAAGUGAUGGAUAAAUUGCGUCGGGCUUUGAGUGGAGACGAGUCGGUCGGCAGCGGAGGUGAUGACGAAGAACAGGGAUUCGCCGCUCAGAUCUCAUCGGCGACAUCACUCAGUUGGUCCACUCGUAUACAAGGCUUUGCCAUCUGUUUUGUCUUGGGUUUUGUCUUCUCUAUCUUGGGAUCCGCUUUAAUAGCGUUACCGAAAGGCUUA
Molecule: messenger RNA, 324 nt
Organism: Medioppia subpectinata
Lineage: Eukaryota; Metazoa; Arthropoda; Arachnida; Sarcoptiformes; Oppiidae
Source: the annotation of a GenBank genome assembly